UAUGAGCAGUUUGUAGUCGACAGUAUCACUGGCGCAACGCUGUAUAAAGGGCGGUAAUAAUAACUACCGUUUUUGGAAAGCAUUUAACGAAAACGAUUUUUCUAUUCGAGCCGUGUACGCUAUGAAAAAAGACGACAUAUGUAAACAACAAGCCGUGAGCUUUUGUACUGAUAGUAAACUCUUUGGCAGAAAAGCUGAUAAACAUACCCAAAUAAAUAAAUUGAAAGCCACCACUUCAGAACUAGAAACACAGCAGCGUCGCUUCCAAAUUAGUUUACAAAGGCCAACGGAUAUUCGGCAAAGGACUGGUGAUAGUGAAGUAGGAAUCCAAAACUUGAGACAAAGUACAAAAACGAAAAAUAAAGGAACUAGUAAUAUCAGCAUAGAAGACAUAUUUAUUGAAAUAAAUUCUGGACAAUAUCGAACGGAAUAUAAACAGUACCAGUCACAAAAUUCUGAUACCCAAUUUCGAUUGUGUGAGGGUGACGAUAUCAAUAGCUGCUGCAACUACCAAUGGUUUGAAGAAAAAGAAAGAGAUUGGGAGAUCGAAGAAAGAUCCGAAAGAAAAAGUGAAUUUAGAGUACAAGCUCAACGACAUAGAAGUUCCCUAGGACGGUCACCUGUGGAUAUUAUACUUCCCAACAGUUCCAACCGAAUUAACAAAACUAAAAGUGCUACUUACAGAGAUUCUGCAAAAUAUAAGCGCAACAGUGAUCACAAUAACAAAAAUAUCGGUGGUAAAAAUGAAGACUUAGCACAUGGUGCACAAUUUUGCGGAAUACAAGAGAAAAGUAGAGACCAAGAUUUAUUUUUUUCAUCUGUUAAACAAAAAAUAUGCCAUUCAAAAGUACCGUCUAAUACAAGCAAGGACGACAAAAACGAUAAUCUCAAAGCCAUCACCAUUAGAAACGGACAUCAAAAUCAUAAACAGCCGAAUAAGAAUAUAGUUAAUACACAUAAUUCAACUUUGAAAAGCAGUGGAAGUAGCACUAGUAGCGACUUUAAAGGCGACAAUAAAGGCAAUAAAAGUGGAAGUAGUAGUAGUAGUAAUAGCUGUAAUUGUGAUGUAACUGGAGAUAGCAGUACGUUACACGGAUUCGGUGUUGGGGUAUUAAACAGUUUCAUUGGAGAAUCUGAUUCUGCCAAUAACGGCGUGUUGCCUCAACCAUCCUCCCUACACCGUUCUCAGCUAGGAGACCAGUGUCCAUAUAAUGAAAAGGACGAGCUUAGUUGGGGUAUACACAACCAUUGCUAUUUAGGAACAACACAUAUUGCGGGUUGUAAAUCAAAUAGCGUUUUGGAGAUAAUUGCACCAAUAACAACAGGCCAACGAAGAAAUUCUUCCAUUAAUUGCAAAAUUUUAUGCCAUAAUAGCUCAGACGAUGUCACCGAUUGUGAAAGUUGUAGCGAGUUGCAGCUAUUAAGUUCAAAUUAUUAUAAAGAUGAAGAUAUCGAAGAUGUUAGUUUCGAACGCCAUACACCUGAUGAGACAGCAGGAAUCCCAAACACCAAUUGCAUUUUAAAACCAGUAUAUGCCAAAAACGGAGGACUAUGUAAACUAUCGAAUUCUUGUAAAAUAAAAAAACAACAGCAUUGUGGGAGAAAAUUCGAAUCAACCGAUUUUUCAACACAUCCCUUAAUUAAAUUUUAUGACCACGAACACAACCCUGAUAAUUACUUUAAUAUAACUGAAAGUUUUAUAACUGCCCCCUGUUCCAAGGAAUUUUUCAGCAAAAUGGAUCUGGAAAGCAGUCGCGAGCAAGCGACUAGAGUUGAUGUGAGUUCAGCAAAACAAACAAACAAUAAUGGUAUAACAAGCAAUGACAACGUUAGAAAUGAACGAACAGCUACUAAUCACACACUGGCAAAUGGUCCGAUAGGCGCCGAUGGUCAUAUUGGAACAUCAAACAUUCCUGAAACAAUAAACGGCACAACCAUUGUUGGUGGAAUCAAUCAACAAAAGACAGCAACUAAUACGACUACACAAAAGCGGCCGCAAAGACGAGGGGCGAAACCACAACCUGACCGACCUCAAAGAGUUUUAUUCUGUUUAGGAUUAAAAAAUCCACUUCGCGGCUUAUGCAUCAACAUAGUUGAAUGGAAGCAUCCUUUUUUAAUUACCAGGAGAGGAUAUAAUUUUUUCGGCUAAACACGCAUCACUAGUUUACUGGUAUUAAACUAAGGA
Messenger RNA from Rhagoletis zephyria (snowberry fruit fly), 2185 nucleotides. RefSeq lists its product as uncharacterized. The record is from RefSeq and is a predicted model, not a curated record. Lineage: Eukaryota; Metazoa; Arthropoda; Insecta; Diptera; Tephritidae.